Messenger RNA from Argiope bruennichi, 1542 nucleotides. RefSeq names its product fibulin-1-like. The record is from RefSeq and is a predicted model, not a curated record. The coding region runs from base 63 to 1439 and encodes 458 amino acids. The transcript has 11 exons. Lineage: Eukaryota; Metazoa; Arthropoda; Arachnida; Araneae; Araneidae. Gene Ontology annotation, molecular function: calcium ion binding.
UCCGUUUUUAUUAAAAAGUAUGUCUUUGCUAUAUCGGGAAAUUUAUAUAAUGUAAAUUUAAAAUGCGUCAAACGUUUAUAUUUAUAGUUGUGUUAGUGUUUUGUGCCAGCAUAUGUAUUAUAUCAGCGAAAGAAAAUGUUAAAUUAGUAUAUGAUCCAAAAUUCGCAAAUUAUAUUUCAGCGAGCACAAUUGUAAAUAAAGAGCUUCAAAGCAAUGGAUUUGAAUUAGAAGUAGCUCAAGCAUAUGAAUGCAAAUGCAAGAAUGGCAGGUGCAUGCGAGUAUGUGAUGUUGAGAAGUCUGUACCAUGUUUGGACCAGAAGAAAGUGUGCGUCUGCAGUCCAGGGUUUGCAGAAAAGGAUGGCGAAUGCAAAUAUUGCGACUGUGGGAAAGAGUUUAACUGCACAUUCAAGCAGGGUUUCUAUGACAACGUUUGGAGAAAGACCUGCAUUUGUCCGAAAGGCUACGUUGAUUUUAUCGGCGUUUGCAAAGCUCAAUGCAGUGAUGAGCUACCUUGCCAAAAUGGAGGUGAAUGCCGUUUUAAGACAUGCUAUUGCCCAUAUGACACUAAAGGGUAUCUUUGCGAAGAACUCGUCUGCACGAAAUGUGUUAACAGGCUUGAAGUGGACUGUCUCUACAACCGGAAUCAGCAAACUUCCAUCUGUAGUUGCAAGAAUUCCUCCCUUUUCUACGAUUACGACGCAAGUAUAUGCAAACCAUGCACAUGUGUAAACGGAAAUUGUGAAUACGAAAUAAAUACCUUUUCAAAGCAACUAAAAUGUCGUUGCAAUCCUGAUUACAAAGAAUAUAAAGGUUACUGCAAAAAAUGCAAUUGCGGAUUUGGCGGCGUAUGUGAUUUUAGCUUUAGAGGGGAAAAGAUCUGCCAUUGCGAAGAAGGCUAUUACGAAAGAGAAGGCUACUGUCUCCCUUGUAACUGUUUUGGUUAUAGAGACGUAGAUACCAAAUGUGAGGUGAUUGACAACGUGAAACACUGCCUCUGUCCGGAAGGGUUCCAUGAUGUCCUUGGAUAUUGCGAAGACAUCAACGAAUGCGAAACUAAUAACACCUGCCACCCUUCAACGAUAUGUUACAAUACCUUCGGCAGCUUCUAUUGUCAAUGUCCCGACGGUUACGAAGGGUCUCUCGACACUAAAGCGGUACCAGGAGAAGUUUGUGAAGAUAUUGACGAGUGCAGAUCACACGAUUCGUGCAAAUAUUAUGAUCACGUAAAAUGUGUCAACUUUCCCGGUUCUUACAAGUGCGAAUGUUUCCAAGGAUAUAAGCCGAGCAGCUAUUCUCUCGAUCCCAGUAAAACUACAUGCGUGAAGGCGAAAAAGUCAUUUGUUCCUGCAUUGAUUGUGCUUGUCGUAACCAUUGUUCUUAUCGCCAUGUCAAUAAUCGCUCAUUUUUACGUGAAACGCAGGGCAGCCAGUUUAAGUUGAAUAACUGAUCGAUGUUGGCUGAUGGUACCUUACAGAGCUUCAUUUUGCAAUUCAUCUGCGCACUCACUAAUUGCAUUUGUAAAUUGACCUAGCUUAUUUUGUU